This is a messenger RNA of Egretta garzetta (little egret), 1053 nucleotides long. Its product is annotated as dual oxidase maturation factor 1-like. NCBI's taxonomy places the organism in Eukaryota, Metazoa, Chordata, Aves, Pelecaniformes, Ardeidae. The record is from RefSeq and is a predicted model, not a curated record. Gene Ontology annotation, biological process: protein transport. Gene Ontology annotation, cellular component: endoplasmic reticulum membrane.
AUGACACUGUGGAACGGUUCCUUCCCCUUUUACCCUGGCGCCAAUGUGUGCUUCCCCUUCGACACCACCCAGGCCAUUAUAGUCUCCGUCUUCCUCUCUAUGUUGGCCACUUUCAUCAUUAUCCUGCCAGGGAUCCGGGCUGUGGCCAGCUGCCAAUACAGCCAAACACUGAGGUUUGGGUCCCCAUGGCAAAAUCUGACUGCGACCUGUCCCCUUCAUCUGCUUACCCGGUUCCCGCGGGUGGUGAUGGGCCUCUUUAUGGGAGCAGCGAUCCUUGUCAUACAGUUCACCAGGGACUGGGAGACCGGCUGGGUGACAGAAAACACCUCCUACAAGUCCUUCAGCCGUGCCUUGGUGAACGUGGACAUUGGGCUGCACAUUGGCCUGGCAGGGGUGAACAUCACACUGGUGGGAAACCCAGUGAAUCAGGUCAACGAGACCAUCAACUACGACGAGCACUUUGCUUGGAGCUUCAAUGCAGACUACAACUGCAGCUAUGGUGAAGGCCUGGAGAAGGGGCUGCCCAGCCCCAUCCUCUACAUGGCGGAGAAUUUUACCAUGCGAAGCGCCUGCAGUGUGCACAGGCAGUACCGCAUAUCCAGCUGCUACGCAUCCCUCACACUGUGGAUGGCCCUUUGCACAUGGAUCAUUUCCAUCCUGUUGUUGUCCAUGCCUGUCCUGCUCUACGGUGGCUACACGCUCCUGCUCACUGCUGUGCUGAUGCUCUUCUCACUGCUCUUCUUCUUCACUGUGAGGAACAUCCCAAAGUGCUCCAUCCAGUCUGGCCCAGCUUCCUUGAAAACAGGCUAUGGUGGAUUUUGGUUGACAUUAGUGACAGGGCUGCUGUGCCUGCUGCUGGGGCUUGGUGUCAUCAUCCUGAACUCCAUGAAGCCAGAGAAGCUGAAGCUUGUCUUUAACCUGGAUGAGGGAAAGGGAGAAGAAGAGAAGGUGUGGGACAAGUCCUACCUGCCAGCCGAGACCAGCUCCUUGGCGCAGGACGUGCUGAUGGUCCCCCUGGGUCAGCUUUGCAAGGUGACAGCCACCCAUCUGUAA